UUAUUCUCAGGAUGAUUUCAUAAUCCAUUUCCUGGUUUAAAGGAAACAGGAAGAAUGGCUACUGAGAGUACUCCCUCAGAGAUCAUAGAAAGAGAACGAAAAAAGUUGCUUGAAAUCCUCCAACAUGAUCUUGAUUCUAUCUUAGACACGUUAACCUCUCGGAGGUUGAUUUCUGAGGAAGAGUAUGAGGCUCUGGAGAAUGUUACAGAUCUCCUGAAGAAAAGCCGAAAGCUGCUAAUUUUGGUACAGAAAAAGGGAGAAGUGACCUGUGAGCAUUUUCUCAAGUGUUUAUUUAGUACUUUUCCACAGUCGGCUGCUGUUUCCGGCUUAAGGCAUGAAUUUUUAAAACAUGAGAAUGUAGUACCUUCUCAAUCUAUGGGGGCAAGCAAGAAUUCAGAAGAUGCUUUUUCUCCUGGAAAAAAACAGCCUGAGGCUCCUAAGAUCACAGUGUCCUUCAAUGAGAAGGGACACUUGGAUUUGGAAACCUCUGAGUUUUUCAGGGGCAGGAAAACUAGUUAUAGGAAAAUGGCUUUGCCCACCAGGGAGAAUGAGAAGGAAUAUGACACACCAGAAGUCACAUUACCAUAUUCAGUUGAGAAAGUUGGUUAUGAAGUUCCAGCAACUAUUACAUAUAGAAAGGAUGGACAGAGAUAUGAGGAGCUAAAUGAUUCUUUAUACUUAGGAAAAGAAGAAUAUCUAGGAUCUGUUGACUCCCCUGAAGAUGCAGAAGCCACUGUGGAAGAGGAGGAUUAUGAUGAUCCAGAGCACACUGGGUAUGAUGGUGACGAGGACUUCAAGUAUUCAGAAACCACAGAGUUCUCUGGUGAAGAACCAAGUUAUGAGGAUUCACAAAUCAGCCUUUCACUGGAGGAGGAACAGGAGAAAAGUAUGGAAGAAAGAAAAAAGGUGUUUAAAGACGUCCUGUUACGUUUGAACAUGGAUAGAAGCAGAAAGGUUCUGCCAGGUUUUGUUAAACAGUUCUCCUUCGAUCGAGGAUGUAAGUGGACCCCGGAGAGUCCAGGAGACUUAGCCUGGAAUUUCCUGAUGAAAAUUCAAGCACUAGAUGUGACGGCCAGGGAUUCAAUCCUCAGGCACAAGGUUCUGGAUGAAGGGAGCAAGGAGGAUUUGCUUGCUGGAGUGGAGAAUUUGGAAAUUCAAGACACACGAACCAUUAAUCCCCUCGAUGUCAUUUGUGCCACCAUGCUGUGUUCAGACAGCUCUCUGCAACGUCAAGUUAUGUCAAACAUGUAUCAGUGCCAGUUUGCUCUUCCCCUGCUACUGCCAGAUGCAGAAAACAACAAAAGCAUCUUAAUGCUGGGGGCCAUGAAGGACAUUGUGAAGAAGCAGUCAGCACAGUUUUCAGGAGGGCCUACAGGGGAUUCAGAGAAGUUUCUGACUCUCAUGAAGAUGCCUGUCAUCUCCUUUGUGCGUCUAGGAUACUGUAGCUUCUCUAAGUCCAGAAUCCUCAACACACUUCUCAGCCCUGCCCAGCUGAAAUCACACAGAAUCUUUCUCCAUCAAGAUUUGCCUCUUUUAGUGCUUCCCCGGCAAAUCUCAGAUGGCCUGAUUGAGAUAACGUGGUGUUUUCCCGAUGGCGAUGAUCUAAAGGAAAACCUUAGUGUUUUCCAAAAGCCUGUUGCUCUGGCCAAUCUCCGUGGAAAUCUAGAAAGCUUUUGGACUCAGUUUGGCUUUUUGAUGGAAGUUUCUUCAGCUGUGUUUUUUUUCACUGACUAUCUAGGUGAGAAGGAAUGGGACUUGCUAAUGUUUUUAGGAGAAGCUGCCAUUGAAAGAUGCUACUUUGUUCUCAGUCCCCAAGCCAGGGAGAGUGAAGAGGCUCAGAUUUUCCAGAGGAUACUGAACUUGAAGCCAGCACAGCUACUGUUUUGGGAGGGGGAAGAUGCUGGGGAUAGAAGGAAGAACAUAGAGGGCCUUCAAGCUGCUCUGCGGGAAGUGAUGUUCUCUUCUUCACUCAGAUAUGUGUCUAUGGAGGAUAUGGCCUCCCUGGCCAGGGAGCUCGGGAUUCAGGUAGAUGAAGACUUUGCAAACACUCAGAGAAUUCAAAUUUCCUCUGGAGAAAACAUGGCUGGAACAGCUGAAGGUGAGAGUCAGCAAAGACACAGUCAGCUAAAAAGCUCAUCUAAAAGCCAAGCUCUGAUGCCAAUACAAGAGCCUGGGACUCAAUGUGAGCUCAGCCAGAAUCUUCAGAAUCUCUAUGGUACCCCGGUAUUCAGGCCUCAUCUAGAGAACUCCUGGCCCUUACCAACCAUAGUUGGAGGUAACUUUAACCAUGUUUCCCUGAAAGCCCCCUGGGUUAUGGAUUGCCACUUUGGGUCAGAGCAGAGGUCUCAGUUGUUCUGUCCUUUGCCCUUUCAGAAUGCAAGGGCCCAGGGCAGAGUUAAAAGUUUUGGUAUUCAAUCCUUCCAUCCCCAGAGAUUUUAUUCAAGUGAAAGAUUCAUGAAAUUUUCCAGAGCUGCUCAGGGACGUUACUCAAACAGAACAUUUGUGAGACCUCCAAGACCCAUUUCUCAGCGUGUACAGGCCUGUCCUGAGAGACGACAAAUGAUGGGAACUCUUGAAAGGUAUUGGGCAGUAGUCUCCCAGGGAGCUCACUCCUGUUCCCUGGGCUCACAGCCAGCAAGAGCAGUAGGGAAGCCACGGCCUCAGCAAGCCUGCACUGGGGGAACACAGCUAACUGAAGCAACUGGAAAACCAAUGGGAACAUCCCAUAUUGAAAAGCCUCACCCUCAGUCCUUUCAGCUAGCAGGAGCCACACAAAAACUAAGACCUGCUUCUCAGCAAGGAGCCCAGAAGAAGACUCAGGGCAGGCCUUCAAAUCCAGCUCUCCAAAUAGGGUCCCAUCCCAUGUCCAAGAGCCCUCAGUUCAAAUCUGAUCAGUCCAGCCCAUCCCAAGUCAAACACUCCCAGCCUAAACCCUUCCAUCCUGUGCCCUCUCAACCUACACCCUCUCAACCGAAAUCCUCUCAGUCCCAGCCCUCCCAAACUAAAUCUUCUCCAUGCAAAUCCACUCAGUCUAAGCCAAGCCAGCCCCAGCCUCCCCAAUCUAAGCCUUCUCAGCCCAGACCCACUCAAUCUAAGUCAUCCUCAACCAGUCCUUCACAAGCUAAGGCACAUCACCCAAAAGCAGGGCCGAAGAGGGGAGGGACGCAUUAAAGUGCUAACUCCAGAGAUCUAUAAAGCAUAUCCUUUACCCAGGCCAUCCCUAUUAUAUAGUAAGCAGAAGAAUUGCCAUGAAGGUAAGACUGCUGUCAUCAGCAUGUCAAACACAGAAAGAUAUGCAUGACCAAAUUGGAUAUCUUUAAGAUAUUUGUAAGAGUUAUAUUCUUAACCAAGAAGAAAAAUAUGAAAAUAAGACUAGAAUCAAGCAGUAGAUAAUUGAAUCCAAUCUUGAGUAUUAUUAGAUAAUAUAUAACUUGUAUCCAGGGAAUGGGGGUGUCUAUGAGAGCCCCACUUGAAGAAUAAUGGAAUUAGGGUCUCUGAUUGCAAAGUGACUAUAAAAUAAGACUCAAGUUGCCUCUGUGUCUGAAAAAGUAUCUUAGCUGUUGGCUGCUCCAGGGGUGUUUCUGGUUCAAAAGUCUCUGGUUCAAUAUCAGCCACUGAGCAGAUAGAUAGCCCUGCUUAUUUGGUGUGGUUAAAUCAACUAGCUUCUGCUAAUAGCCCAAUUUGCUUGGAUGGUAAAACUCUCUCAUUUGACCCUUAUAGGUAGAAAUAAUGAACUAACAACCAAUAAAAUUAAUUAUUUUGCAUUAA
This is a messenger RNA of Sapajus apella (tufted capuchin), 3768 nucleotides long. RefSeq names its product caspase recruitment domain family member 6 (gene CARD6). NCBI's taxonomy places the organism in Eukaryota, Metazoa, Chordata, Mammalia, Primates, Cebidae. Gene Ontology annotation, biological process: regulation of apoptotic process. The record is from RefSeq and is a predicted model, not a curated record.